Colletotrichum siamense is the source of this 921-nucleotide messenger RNA. RefSeq names its product Non-reducing polyketide synthase ausA (gene ausA-0). Gene Ontology annotation, molecular function: hydrolase activity. The coding region runs from base 1 to 921 and encodes 306 amino acids. NCBI's taxonomy places the organism in Eukaryota, Fungi, Ascomycota, Sordariomycetes, Glomerellales, Glomerellaceae. The transcript has 3 exons. The record is from RefSeq and is a predicted model, not a curated record.
AUGGAACUGAAAACAUACACAUACAAGCAUCUUCGAGGUGCGGAUCCGAUCGAAGCUGACGUUUACUUCAAGCACGGCGACUCGAGCAGCACGAAGCCUAUCGCCAUCUAUUACCACGGCGGGAAUUUCGUGGUCGGUGACAAGGGCAUGAUCAGCCCUCAGUACAUCAAAGCGCUUCUCGACCUGGGCUUCGGCGCAGUGGUGUCUCCCAACUAUCGGCUAUCUCCGACAAUCUCAGCAUACGACGGAGCAAUCGCAGACUCCAAAGACGCCUUCUCAUGGGCCCAGAACGACUUGCCAGUCAAGCUAGCCAAUGACGCCGGCAUCAUGCUGGAUGGCGAGCGAGUCGUGACUUGGGGCCAUUCUGCGGGAGGAACACUUGCUCUGCUCAUGGCGUCCAUGUCCAAACCUCCUAAGGCCAUUCUUGACUUAUUCGGCCUCAAGUACAUGGAAGACGAGUCUUUCGCCAAGCCUGCAAAGAUACCUCCCAUUGACCUCCCAAAUGUGGAGUUCAGAAACAAGAUAUACGAAGACAAACCACCGCCGACAUCAGCCCCGCCUCCAUUUGGCCCAAAGGGACCUGACGUCUCGACUUACCGCGCUGCGUGGCUCAUGGGCAAGAUAAAGGACGGCACUCUCCUCCAAGAGCUCGUGUCGGACGGUAAAUAUGACAGGGUGGACCCGGCCCGUUUGUUCUCGCCGUCCUUCCCGCCGACUUUCUUUGGGCAUGGAGGGGCUGAUUCGGCGGUGGACGUCAAAUUGGCGAAGAGGGCGCACAAGGCCUUGAAAGCGGACGGGGUGGAUACGCAGCUGGUGGUUGUUGAAGGUGCGGAACAUGGGUUUGACAUCGGAAAGAUGCCCGGGGAUCCAGAAUAUGAGGCUGUGAUCAACGGGUUGAAGUUCCUACGAGCAUACGUAUAA